Molecule: messenger RNA, 1756 nt
Organism: Protobothrops mucrosquamatus (brown spotted pit viper)
Lineage: Eukaryota; Metazoa; Chordata; Lepidosauria; Squamata; Viperidae
Gene: NKIRAS2
Product: NFKB inhibitor interacting Ras like 2
Exons: 4
Coding region: 101-688 (195 amino acids)
Biological process (GO): canonical NF-kappaB signal transduction
Molecular function (GO): GTPase activity; GTP binding
Source: RefSeq, a predicted model, not a curated record
UGUCUUUUCUCUCAGUCAUUCCGAGUUGUUGGUCCUCAGUUCCUUUCCUUGCUGAAGACGGCACGGAAACAUCAAGAGCAGUGCCUGGGUCGGGAAGAUAAUGGGGAAGAGUUGCAAAGUGGUAGUAUGUGGGCAAGCAUCAGUUGGGAAGACUUCGAUCCUGGAACAGCUUCUAUAUGGGAAUCAUAUUGUUGGUUCAGAGAUGAUUGAAACCCAGGAAGACAUUUACAUGGGUUCCAUUGAAACAGACCGGAAUCUGCGUGAACAGGUGCGCUUCUAUGACACCCGAGGCUUGAGGGAUGGAGCCUCACAAUGCUUGGAGCUGCCCAAGCAUUGCUUCUCUUGCACGGAUGGAUUUGUGCUGGUUUACAGUAUUGACAGCAAGGAGUCUUUCAAGAGGGUGGAGAUUCUCAAGAAGGAAAUAGACAAAAACAAGGAUAAGAAGGAGGUGACUAUUGUGGUUUUAGGCAACAAAUGUGAUUUGCAGGAACAACGCCGUGUGGACCAUGAUAUAGCCCAACACUGGGCAAAGGCAGAGAAAGUAAAACUGUGGGAAACCUCAGUUGCUGACCGUCGGAGUCUCAUUGACCCCUUUGUCUACUUAGCCAGCAAAAUGACACAGCCACAGAGCAAGUCUACCUUCCCGCUCAGCCGCAAGAACAAAAGCAGUGGUUCUGUGGAUGGAUGAAACCCACAGGUGUUGGACCCACUAUUGCUGGUAAACAUGUAUGCAUGUAGAGCAGGGCUGGCCUUGCCACAGAGCAGAAACCAGUAACAGACACCCUAUGUUCCUACAGCCUUUAUCUCUAUAUCAUUUGUUUUUGUCUUGGUAGAAAGAAUUUUCCAAAUCCAGGACACAAGUGUAGAAGUUUUUCUUGACUUUUCACUCAAAAUAGUACUUUAAAAAAUCAAGCAGAUAGUAUCAGCAUAUGUCCAAUGCCUAGUGUAUUAAAUAGUCAAUACAGCGCACUAAAGGUUGGAUUUUUAACAUUCUUUUGCUUAGACUAUUUUUAUUUUAUUUAAUGUUUAUUUUUAUUUUAUUUAAUGUUUAAAGAACCCACAUUUUAAAUCUGAAAAUAGUUGUCAGGGGUACUAAGUUGUAUUUUGAUUUGGAACCUGAAGAGUAGCAUGGUAGAAUUAUCCCAGCCUUUCCAGAAAUAUCUUUUACGAUUGUGGAAAAGGGAGGGAUGGGCCAUGAAUAUAACAACAUGAGGAAGAAGAAUAAUGGAAUAUUCUAUUCCUUCACUCAGUAUUGAAGCCCUCCUGGCCAAGUUAAUCCACCAUCUUCCAUGUUCUUGAAUUAGCAGAUUCUAGAAUGAUUUUUUAGAAGCUAACUGUACUUUUAUAAGGGUUAGGGUUUGUGGAAAAGAGGAAACAUAUAGAUAGAAACUUGUGGGAAAGCACAUUAUCUGCCAACAGAAAUUAGGUUUGGGGAUAAUAGAUUUUAGUGAUCUUUUAUAUAUCAUUAACUCUCUUGAUCUGGAUUUGAUUUUGAUUGUUUUGUGAAUGUCUCUUCCAAACACUGUGACCUUGUAUACCUGAUCUGGAUAAUGAAUGUAACAUAUAACUGGUGUCAUGAUAAAGUCGAUUCAAAUCAGAGAACUGCUGUUAUCCCAUAAUGCAUUGAGAAAUGAUUCCUAUGUUGCUUAUGAAUUCUUGAAAUGCAGAUUAAAAACAGAUUCUACAUUGCUCUGAAUUGUUUGUGCAGUAUCAACUUUUAUUGAAUACAGUACAGAACACAGUGUCCCAGUCAGAA